This is a messenger RNA of Vollenhovia emeryi, 1326 nucleotides long. Its product is annotated as PQ-loop repeat-containing protein 3. The coding region runs from base 555 to 1181 and encodes 208 amino acids. The transcript has 5 exons. The record is from RefSeq and is a predicted model, not a curated record. Lineage: Eukaryota; Metazoa; Arthropoda; Insecta; Hymenoptera; Formicidae.
UGACAGAUUUCCUAACCCUCAAAUGCAUCGUGUGUAGCGCGAAAUGACAUGUAGGUCGACGGUCGACGGUGCUUCCAGCGUUUCCAUAAGGGCGCAAGAAAAGUUUAUUAGCGCUUGAUUAAACCAGUCUUAAAGGAACGAGCGGCGACUUUUGUCUUUCGAAUCUUUGUUUUACAACGAUACGUCAAAUUCACCAAAAGGUAAAAAAAACGUAAAUUUAACAUUUACAACAUAAACGACUCUUACGUAAGAGAGUGCACGCGCUAGCUUAGCUGUUAAAAAAAAGUAACGUCUCCAGACGAGUGAUGGGAAAGUGACAGUUUCUCGGAAUUUUACGGUAUACAUGGACGAUUCAUGAAACGUGCUGCAGGAAGCUGAGAUGUGUGAUAAUUUUACUGUGAUUAUCGACUUAGCCAUAAAGAGAUUAAAGAUGAAAUGAAGCAGUGUCUUGCCAAUUAGCUGGAUAAGUUAAAAGUUAUAUCAUAAUGAUACCGCGAUAUUGAAGCUCCUAUACAAGUGCAGCAACGGUCAAAGGGCAAGGAGAAGCAAUAAAAAUGACACUGCUGCAUCAAUUUGCGGAUUUGCUGAGCCUGAUAACAAUAGGCAUGUGCUUUGUACUGAAAAUUCCGCAGAUAUUGAAGUUAAUUGCUGUAAAAUCGGCCGAUGAGAUGUCGAUGCUGGGAUUAUUUUUAGAAUUGACAAGUUACACUGUGAUGACCAGUUACAAUUAUGCGAAUGGAUACUCGUUAUUGUCCUACUUGGAAUAUCCGAUAAUAUUAGUGCAGGAGUACAUACUGAUAUUCUUCGUGCUGAAAUAUUUGAAGAGAAUCAACAUGUGGUCCUUGUUAGGUGCCACAGUGUACUUUACGCUGAGCAGUUGCUUGCUACUGGGAUUUGUUCCGAAAAUCGUACUUACACUCUUAGCGCCGAUGUGCACGCCGAUCUCAGCUUCCAGUAAAGUCGUUCAGUUGCUGGCUAUACUUCGAGCUAAAAACGCGGAGUCGGUAUCGCCUCUCACCUGGUUUAUAUCCGCCUUCACUAACCUGACGAGGGUAUUCACGAUAUGGAUGGAUUCUGCCGACAUAUUGCUGUUGGGGAACUUCGUCAUCUCGGUCCUGCUAAGCUCCAGCAUCAUGUUCUCCGCUCUUUAUUACAGAAGCCGUCCGUUGAAGCAGGAUUAAAGUAAAUAACAGGGAGAUUGUACAUCUAGUCGCAAGUGUAUGCUACGAAAUUGACGAUUUGUGCCAUAUGUAAGACUUCUUUGUUGAGAGCGUAGUCACAAAAGGUAUACCAUAUUUUAUUUCUGCUAAUAAAAUAUAGAAAUUA